AUGGCACCCGCGAUCGGAAUUGAUCUAGGAACCACAUACUCAUGUGUAGGCAUCUUCCGAGAUGACCGCAUUGAGAUCAUCGCCAACGACCAGGGUAACCGCACAACACCCUCGUUUGUGGCCUUCACGGACACUGAGCGUCUCAUCGGUGACUCUGCAAAGAACCAAGUCGCCAUGAACCCCGCCAACACCGUCUUCGAUGCCAAGCGCCUCAUCGGUCGCAAGUUCGCCGAUGCAGAGGUUCAGGCCGACAUGAAGCACUUCCCCUUCAAGGUCGUCGACAAGGGUGGCAAGCCUGUUAUUCAGGUUGAGUUCAAGGGCGAGGAGAAGACCUUCACACCAGAGGAGAUCUCAUCCAUGGUCCUGACCAAGAUGAGGGAGACUGCAGAGUCCUACCUAGGUGGCACUGUUAACAAUGCCGUUGUUACUGUCCCUGCCUACUUCAACGACUCCCAGCGUCAGGCUACCAAGGAUGCUGGUCUUAUUGCUGGCCUUAAUGUCCUCCGUAUCAUCAAUGAGCCUACUGCUGCUGCUAUUGCUUAUGGUCUUGACAAGAAGACCCAGGGCGAGCGUAACGUCCUUAUCUUUGAUCUUGGUGGUGGUACUUUCGAUGUUUCCCUCUUGACCAUUGAGGAAGGUAUCUUCGAAGUCAAGUCCACUGCUGGUGACACUCACUUGGGUGGAGAGGACUUCGACAACCGUCUUGUGAAUCACUUCACGAUGGAGUUCAAAAGAAAGCAUCGCAAAGACUUGACCUCGAACGCGCGUGCCCUCCGUCGCCUGCGAACCGCCUGCGAGCGCGCCAAGCGAACCUUGUCAUCUUCGGCGCAGACGUCCAUAGAGAUCGAUUCCUUGUUUGAGGGAAUCGAUUUCUACACCUCCAUCACUCGUGCCCGUUUCGAAGAACUCUGCCAGGACCUCUUCCGCUCCACCAUGGAGCCCGUCGAGCGCGUUCUCCGCGAUGCCAAGAUCGACAAGUCUUCCGUCCACGAGAUCGUCUUGGUUGGUGGAUCCACCCGUAUCCCCAAGGUCCAGAAGAUGGUCUCCGACUUCUUCAACGGCAAGGAGCCCAACAAGUCCAUCAACCCCGACGAGGCUGUUGCCUACGGUGCUGCCGUCCAGGCCGCUAUCCUCUCUGGCGAUACCUCCUCCAAGUCGACCUCCGAGAUCCUGCUGCUCGAUGUUGCGCCGCUCUCCAUCGGUAUUGAGACCGCUGGUGGUGUCAUGACUCCUCUGAUCAAGCGCAACACCACCAUCCCCACCAAGAAGUCCGAGGUCUUCUCUACCUUCAGCGACAACCAGCCCGGUGUGCUUAUCCAGGUCUACGAGGGUGAGCGUGCCCGCACAAAGGACAACAACUUGCUCGGCAAGUUCGAGCUCACUGGCAUUCCCCCUGCGCCCCGCGGUGUUCCUCAGAUCGAGGUCACCUUCGACGUCGACGCCAACGGUAUCAUCAACGUCUCUGCUCUCGAGAAGGGCACCGGAAAGACCAACAAGAUCGUCAUUACCAACGACAAGGGCCGUCUCUCCAAGGAGGAGAUUGAGCGCAUGUUGGCCGAGGCCGAGAAGUACAAGGCUGAGGACGAGGCUGAGGCUGCCCGUAUCGCCGCCAAGAACGCUCUCGAGUCGUACGCCUACUCGCUCCGCAACACCCUCAACGACUCCAAGGUCGACGAGAAGCUCGAUGCUGGCGACAAGGAGAAGCUCAAGGCCGAGAUCGACAAGACGGUUGCUUGGCUCGACGACAACCAGACCGCCACCAAGGACGAGUACGAGUCUCAGCAGAAGGAGCUUGAGGGCAUUGCCAACCCCAUCAUGAUGAAGUUCUACGGAGCUGGUGGUGAGGGUAUGCCUGGCGGUAUGCCCGGUGGUGCUCCUGGCGGCGCCCACGGCGGUGCUGGCGGCGAUGACGGCCCCACUGUUGAGGAGGUCGACUAAGCUGAUCGCUCUAACACGGCUGUCUCUUCGUCUCCCUUUCCUUGGCAUCUUUCAGCAUAGACUUUUCCCGGAUGGUAGUUCACGGAGUUUCACGGCUUAUGAGCCUUUUCAUUAUGUUUCUCAAUGCAUCGGAUGAAUAACGAUCAACGACACGGGAGGAAAAGUUCGGUGGUAGCAUGUACUCUAAUAAUGGGGUUUAUUAUCCUGUGUAGAGAAUUCUAUGGCAUUUCAAUUAC
This is a messenger RNA of Exserohilum turcica Et28A, 2174 nucleotides long. RefSeq lists its product as uncharacterized. Gene Ontology annotation, molecular function: ATP-dependent protein folding chaperone; ATP hydrolysis activity; ATP binding. NCBI's taxonomy places the organism in Eukaryota, Fungi, Ascomycota, Dothideomycetes, Pleosporales, Pleosporaceae. Gene Ontology annotation, cellular component: nucleus; plasma membrane; cytosol. The record is from RefSeq and is a predicted model, not a curated record. Gene Ontology annotation, biological process: vesicle-mediated transport; cellular response to unfolded protein; protein refolding. The coding region runs from base 1 to 1938 and encodes 645 amino acids. The transcript is spliced from 3 exons.